UAAACAUUUGUGUCUAUUUCUUCUGCUUAUCUACAGAGUGACAACAUGUGUCAGCUCAGUCUAAUUACAGGUCUCUGUUUGAUCUUCGCCAGCUUUGCCUCCUCCUCCAGGCUGGUGUGUUACUACAACAGCGAGGCUGACAAAAGAGGAGGAGAUGGGAAGUUCACCAUUUCAAAUAUCGAUCCAAACAAGUGUACACAUCUGAUAUAUGCCUUUUCUGACAUUAACAACUUAAAUGAGCUGGUGCCCAGCAAUGCAUCUGACUUACAACGAUAUGCGUUAUUCAAUGAACUCAAAGACAGAAAUCCAGAGCUCAAAACCCUGUUGGCGGUUGGAGGCAUGACCUUCAACACACAGAAGUAA
This is a messenger RNA of Cyclopterus lumpus (lumpfish), 363 nucleotides long. Its product is annotated as chitinase-like protein 4. Gene Ontology annotation, molecular function: chitinase activity; chitin binding. Gene Ontology annotation, cellular component: extracellular region. Gene Ontology annotation, biological process: chitin catabolic process; carbohydrate metabolic process. The record is from RefSeq and is a predicted model, not a curated record. NCBI's taxonomy places the organism in Eukaryota, Metazoa, Chordata, Actinopteri, Perciformes, Cyclopteridae. The transcript has 4 exons. Bases 46 to 363 code for a protein of 105 amino acids.